AUGGAAACAGCCUGCAAAGAGCCUGAGGAGCAGCCACGGAGCUCGCCCAAGGCGGAUGAGGAGCGGCCUCCUGUGGAGCACUCUCCCGAAAAGUCGUCUCCGGAGGGGCCGUCUUCGGAGGAGCAAUCCUCGGAGGAGGAGUUCUUUCCUGAGGAACUCCUUCCUGAGCUCCUUCCUGAGAUGCUCGCGUCCGAGGAGCGCCCUCCUCAGGAGCGCCUGUCUAGGAAGGACCUUUUUGAGGAGCGCCCUCCCAUGGAGCAGCCUCCUUGCGGAGUGGGCAAACAUAAGCUAGAAGAGGGAAGCUUUAAAGAAAGGCUGGCCCGCUCCCGCCCGCAAUUUAGAGGGGACAUACACGGCAGGAAUUUAAGCAACGAGGAGAUGAUAAAGGUAGCAGAGGAGAUGGAAGAGAUGAAGCGAGUACGAAACAAACUGAUGAUCAUGCAUUGGAAGGCAAGGCGGAACCGUCCUUAUCCUAUUUAAUGUGUUCGGCCUGGUAUAAGUAUUAUCACCUGAACUUUGUUUGCUUUUUCUCAUAUACCUUAAUCCGUCUUCCUAAUCUUAACUUUGCGUGGCUUUAUUUGAGGUGUUUCGCUUGUAACUGGCGUAAAAUUGCCCCAUCUGCAAGUCCUCUUUCUAUCAUGAGCCUUCUCCAUUUGCAUGGAAAGAUGUACAUUAUGUAUUGUGAAGUGAAAAAAGCAUUUUCAAAAAGUAUAUGUAGUAUCCCAUUUUUGUAAAAAAUGUAUAUUUAUAUAUUAAUAUGCAAAGAAAAACAAAGUAUAUACUUCAGAGGCUUAACAGUGGCUAUCUGUGUGGUAAGGUAACAGGUGAUUUGUUUGUUUUUCAUUUUUGCUUCACCUGAAUUUCUCAUUUUUUCAAGAUGAACACAUUUCACAUGUUGCAAAAAACCCCAAUGUAAUGGAAAAAACUGUAAAGCAAUCAAACUGUCAAUCAGCUUAUAAAGAUAAUGUGGCACUUAAUAAAUACUUGUCAGAAUUU
Messenger RNA from Hippopotamus amphibius kiboko, 996 nucleotides. It is a transcript of the gene TCEAL1, whose product is annotated as transcription elongation factor A like 1. Bases 1 to 480 code for a protein of 159 amino acids. The transcript has a single exon. The record is from RefSeq and is a predicted model, not a curated record. NCBI's taxonomy places the organism in Eukaryota, Metazoa, Chordata, Mammalia, Artiodactyla, Hippopotamidae.